CUGCCUCAUUCUGGAGCGCACAGACUUGACAGUGUUGUGGAUGCAGGGCGCACGCAGCUCUGUGGAAACCCACCGCAGGUGUCCUCUCAGUCUGCCAUGCUGAUCACAUGGUGGUAUUUAUACCUCGCAGCUCGGAGCAUCGCCCAGCAAUCUUUUAACAUGGCCUCAAUUCUGAAGAAGCUCAUCACCCCGGUCUUCAGUGGUCCUCCUGAGCCGCCCAGGAAUAAAGUGACAGUGGUGGGCGUGGGCCAGGUCGGCAUGGCCUGUGCCAUCAGCGUCCUGCUCAGGGAGCUGGCUGAUGAGCUGGCCCUGGUGGACGUGAUGGAGGACAAGCUGAAGGGGGAGAUGAUGGACUUGCAGCACGGCAGCCUCUUCCUCAAAACUCCAACAAUAGUCGCAGACAAAGAUUACUCUGUGACAGCAAACUCCCGCAUCGUGGUGGUGACAGCCGGAGUGCGUCAGCAGGAGGGGGAGAGCAGGCUGAACCUCGUCCAGAGGAACGUGAACAUCUUCAAGCACAUCAUCCCCCAGAUCGUCCGAUACAGCCCCGACUGCAUCAUCAUCGUGGUUUCUAACCCAGUGGACGUGCUGACCUACGUGACCUGGAAACUGAGCGGCCUCCCCAAGCACCGCGUCAUCGGCAGCGGCACCAACCUGGACUCGGCCCGCUUCCGCUUCCUGAUGGCUGACAAACUGGGAAUCCAUGCCAGCAGCUUCAACGGGUGGAUCCUGGGAGAACAUGGAGAUACUAGUGUGCCUGUGUGGAGCGGAACCAACGUAGCCGGAGUCAACCUGCAGAUGCUAAACCCUGACAUCGGCACCGACUGUGACGAAGAGAACUGGAAGGAGACGCACAAGAUGGUGGUGGACAGUGCUUAUGAAGUGAUCCGACUGAAGGGUUACACUAACUGGGCCAUCGGUCUCAGUGUAGCUGACCUGACAGAGAGCCUCAUGAGGAACAUGAACAGGAUUCAUCCAGUCUCCACCAUGGUGCAGGGCAUGUAUGGAAUUGAUGAUCAGGUGUAUCUGAGUCUGCCCUGCGUGCUGAACAGCGGGGGCGUGGCCAGCGUGGUCAACAUGACCCUGACAGAAGACGAAGUGGCCCAACUGCAGGACAGUGCCAACACCCUGUGGGACAUCCAGAAGGACCUGCAGGACAUCUAGAUGGCCACCAGGUGGGCGAUUUAGCUGCACCUCCCCAGCUGCAAAUCAGCAACUUCCACUCUGCAGUUUCAUCACCACCUCCAGCACCACCUCCACCCACUGCUCUCUGUGGAGUCCCAGGCGAAUGCACAGAGAUCCUGAUUCAGAUCUAGCUGUAGAAGUCAGAGAUCGUUCACUGUUGUUCGCUGGAGACAGAACGUGACGUCAGCUGAGUGAAAUGUUGCUCGGACUGUUUAGUCCUCGACUGUGUUGCAGCGUUGGGACCAUGUGUCACUCAUGUUGCUUCGAUGUGCAAUAAAGUUUGGUAAUGCAAGAAAA
This is a messenger RNA of Platichthys flesus (European flounder), 1482 nucleotides long. It is a transcript of the gene ldhbb, whose product is annotated as lactate dehydrogenase Bb. Gene Ontology annotation, cellular component: cytoplasm. Gene Ontology annotation, biological process: carboxylic acid metabolic process. Gene Ontology annotation, molecular function: L-lactate dehydrogenase (NAD+) activity. The transcript is spliced from 8 exons. The record is from RefSeq and is a predicted model, not a curated record. Bases 97 to 1164 code for a protein of 355 amino acids. NCBI's taxonomy places the organism in Eukaryota, Metazoa, Chordata, Actinopteri, Pleuronectiformes, Pleuronectidae.